AUGAGCCAGGUGCUGCUGACAUCUUUGAAGAGGUGGAAGCCACUUUGGGGAAGGCGGCUAGGUUUUUUUCAGCCAAAGAAUGUGAAAGCCUUCUCACUCUUUGAUUUGGCGGCGUUGAGUUCCAAGGCAAUAGAGAAGUGGGAGAGUGGCACUAUUUCAGCAAAAGCCAUUGUAGAAGAAAGGGCGCGGCUUAGACUGGGCCGUGCACGAGCACGGAUUGUGUACAACGACUUGCUACAAGGUUCGCGUCCCGACAAGGUGGCUGGUGCAAUCCAAGAUUAUGAUGUUGGAAUUUCGAUCAUGGAAGAUGAUUUUCGCCAGCACCCGGAAAGGAUGAUGUAUAGUGAGUAUCCUGACGCGCUGGUGAAGCGUGGCCUGGCAAAGGAAGGAUUGCAGAACUGGAGUGGUGCCGUGCAGGACUACACCACAGCAAUUGAUGCACUUCGACCGAAAGAUGGCCGAGAUGAUAUCGCUCUGACUGGAAAUGCAAGGAUGCAAGAAGGUGAUGGCUUGGGCAUGAACCCACUGAUUUUGAACUUUCGUGGCAACGCCUUGGGCCAACUUGGACGUUACGAUGAAGCUGUUGAAGACUACCAGGAGGCCAUCCAGAUCUUUGAUGCAGAUGGAGAGGUGCGUCAGGCGUCUUUGUCCCGCGCAAAUAUGGGUCUAGCGCUCUUCGGUGCUGGCAGGGAACCUGAAGCUCAGCUAACUAUGGAAAAGGUUGUUCGCAAUGAUCCUGGUGUGACCGAUGCUCAUGUCGCGUUGGCUGCUUGGUAUUGGGUGUGCGAGCGAGCAGCCGAAGCUGAGUCUCAAUGGCAGUUUGCCUGUGAGAAGAUUGACACGGGUUGCCAGGCCUACAAGGACAUGAAAUGGGUGUCCGAGAUUCGUCGCUGGCCUCCUUCGCUUGUAUCAUCACUGCAGAAGUUCUUGUCCAAAGCUAAUUGA
Durusdinium trenchii is the source of this 945-nucleotide messenger RNA. NCBI's taxonomy places the organism in Eukaryota, Dinophyceae, Suessiales, Symbiodiniaceae. The record is from the annotation of a GenBank genome assembly.